Rhincodon typus (whale shark) is the source of this 5539-nucleotide messenger RNA. RefSeq names its product protein tyrosine phosphatase receptor type Ea (gene ptprea). NCBI's taxonomy places the organism in Eukaryota, Metazoa, Chordata, Chondrichthyes, Orectolobiformes, Rhincodontidae. Gene Ontology annotation, biological process: protein dephosphorylation. The transcript has 21 exons. Gene Ontology annotation, molecular function: protein tyrosine phosphatase activity. The record is from RefSeq and is a predicted model, not a curated record. Bases 470 to 2533 code for a protein of 687 amino acids.
UUCCCUUAGAGUUCAAUGAAAAAAGUCAAAGAAUUGCUCUGAGGCACAUAGUCACCCUGAUUAAAUCACAUUUGGUGAAUGUGGAGAAUUUCUCUGAAAGAAAAUGCUUGCAACCUUGUCAGUUCAGUAAGAAAUUUUAAAAUAAAGGUGGAAUUCAGGAUCAAUUAGAUGGUUCCACUAAUUUCAGAAUCAUUAACUGCUUUGGAGUCAUAAACUAAACGUUGGCUUUACCAGUGUUGAAUUUGACCUGAUAGGGAGCUGUAUUGCUGAUGCUACAUUCUUCAUAAUGAAGAUGCCAACAGGAAUACUUGCUUUGGUUAAACUACAGUCUAUUCUCACAAAGGAUCGCUGAGAAUGCGAAAUGUGCCUUUAUAGUGGGAAAGAAAGAUCAGAAAAGAAGAUUUCUCUACAAUGAAUUUAAAAGAAACCUGUUUGAGUCUCAUGAUUUGAAACACACAGCUACUUUGCCAUGAUGACGAAUACUUCUGAAGAUAUAAAUUCACAGUUGUCAACAAUCCAAAAUUCAAUGGAAUUAUCUGCGAACUCAACAGUGCAAACCUCGAAGCCCGCUGCUAACUCGAAACAUGUGUAUAUUCCUGUAUAUGUAAUUAUACCACUGGCGAUUGUGACAUUAAUUGCCGUUGUUCUUUAUUUCAGAUUAAGAAAAAGAAGAAAAGACGUUGUCAUUGGGGGAGAAAAGAAGAUUCCAAAUGGUAUUUUAGAAGAACAAGCAGAGCAACAGACAGUGAUGUUACUCAACAGAUCUCCCACAGUUUCAAAGUGGUAUCCCCCCAUUCCGUUAGAAGCUUUAGAACAUGAAGUCCAGAAACGCUCAGCUGAUGAUGGCAAACUAUUUCGGGAGGAAUUCAAUUCUCUGCCAAUUGGAACAUUAGGAUGCUGCGAAUCAGCAAAUAGAGAGGAGAACAAGGACAAAAAUCGUUAUCCCAACAUCUUGCCGGAUGACAAUUACAGAGUGAUUUUGACAACUGUCGAUGGGGUACCAGGCUCGGAUUACAUUAAUGCUUCAUAUGUUGAUGGUUAUAAAGUGAAGAAUAAGUUCAUAGCAGCUCAAGGCCCCAAAGAAGAGACUGUUUCAGAUUUCUGGCGAAUGAUAUGGGAACAGAAAUCUGCUACUAUUGUUAUGUUAACAAAUGUAAAAGAGAAGAAGGAGGAAAAGUGUUACAAGUACUGGCCUGACCAAGGUUUGUGGACCUAUGGAGCAAUCCGGGUAUCAGUGGAAGAUGUCACAGUCCUUGUGGACUAUACCAUUCGCAAGUUCACCAUUCAGAAUCAAAGAGUGGGCAACAAAUCUCCAAGACUAAUAACACAGCUUCACUUCACAAGCUGGCCUGAUUUUGGUGUACCAUUUGCACCCAUUGGCAUGCUUAAAUUUCUGAAGAAGGUUAAAAUGGUGAAUCCUUCCUAUUCAGGACCUAUUGUGGUUCAUUGCAGUGCUGGUGUAGGCAGAACAGGAACAUUCAUAGUUAUCGAUGCUAUGAUUGAUAUGAUAUAUGCAGAGCAGAAAGUGGAUGUCUUUGGUUUUGUGUCAAGAAUUCGUGGUCAGCGUUCACAGCUAGUUCAAACUGAUAUGCAGUACUCCUUCAUUUAUCAAGCUCUGCUUGAACAUUACUUAUAUGGUGACACGGAGCUGGAUGUGAGCUCUUUGGAGAAGCAUAUACAGAAGCUUCACAGUAAAGCAGGACAGUUUGAUGUCACAGGCUUAGAAGAAGAGUUUAAUAAAUUAACUACUGUCCGAAUAAGGAAGGAGAACAUGAGAACAGGAAAUAAGCCAGUAAAUAUGAAAAAAGCCAGAGUUCUUCAGAUCAUUCCUUAUGAUUUCAACAGAGUUGUUCUGCCCAGGAAAAGAGGACAAGAGUUCUCUGAUUAUAUCAAUGCUUCAUACAUUGAUGGUUACCGGCAGAAGGAUUAUUUUAUUGCUACUCAAGGCCCAAUUCCAAAUACAGUGGAGGAUUUUUGGAGAAUGGUUUGGGAUUGCAAAUCUCAUACCAUUGUGAUGCUCACAGAACUCAGAGAAAGAGAGCAGGAAAAGUGUUCACAGUAUUGGCCAUCAGAGGGCACUGUAACAUAUGGAGCCUACACAAUAGAACUGAAGAAUGACCAUUUUUCUGAUGCUUUCAGUAUCAGGGACCUUACUGUCACAAAUGCCACAGAAAACAAGGGCAGGAUAGUUCGACAGUUCCACUUUCAUGGCUGGCCUGAGAUUGGCAUUCCAGUGGAAGGUAAAGGAAUGAUAGACCUGAUUGCAGCCGUCCAGAGACAGCAACAACAGUCCGGCAAUCAUCCGAUCAUAGUGCACUGCAGUGCCGGUGCUGGCAGGACAGGCACAUUUAUUGCAUUGAGUAAUAUUCUGGAGCGAGUGAAAGCCGAAGGCCUUCUAGAUGUUUUCCAAACUGUCAAGAGCCUCCGAAUGCAACGGCCACAUAUGGUGCAAACACUGGAGCAGUACGAUUUCUGCUACAAAGUGGUUCAAGAUUUUCUAGACAUACACUCCGAUUAUGCCAACUUCAAAUAAGUGUUUGCCUUACCGUUUUUUUAUCUUUUCAAUUGUUAGCUGACAGGCCAGUAAAGCAUCUUUUGUACAUUAAAUUAUCAAGAAUUUAUUUUGUAUUUUGCUAUGCACUUGUUGUCUAGAAGAAUAUUCCUACUAAGUUGAAGGUCAUUUAUUGUCUUGUGACUGUGCUUUUGUGUAUUUAGGUUACAAUAAUUGGGGAGUCAUGCAUCUGUUACGAGUCAUUCAAUAUUUUUAACUGAAUGACAAAAUGGAGUACAUGACAAAAUGGAGUACAUUUACCAUAUCUCACUCACUCCUAAAAGAACUUUAUUUAAAAAGAAAUAUUUUAUAUGUCAUCAUCAGUUACAUUUUGUUUCAAAUCUUGAAUGUACAUAAGAUUGAGUCGGAUUGACUGAAGAAAAAUCCUUACUUGCUUUGUGAAAAUGCCAACAAUGUUUGACCCCCUCAAAAGUGUUACAAAAUGUGAAUUUAUACUGUGCAUUGGAGUUUGCAUUAUUUUCAAAAGGUUGGGUGUAAACCAUAUAUAAUAGAUAUAUUUUUAUAUGAAAAGUUUACAGUGUUAUAAUGUUAGUUGUAUAUUGUGCAUUUUGACAUUGUUUUGGCUUAACUAAAAUGUUUGUUUUUAAAAAUGCUUAAUGACAAUACAUUGUUGUCCAAAAGUUACUCUUUUUUUUCUCAUCUAUUUAUUUUAAAUUUCUUGUGCUCCUCCACACCCCACAGAAAUAACCUGGGUCAGCACUACAUAACGAUCACACCUCCUUCUCCCUGUAAUAGUGACCCCUCCAUCCACUUGCUGUUGGCAAGGACAGCCCAACAUUAACUAGCCUUAGUCUGGCAAAUGUACACCAAAACACCUGUUUAGCUUCCUGCAUGGCAUUGGUCUGAAGUAAAAUCCAUCUGUGGCUGUUUUUAAUCCUUAUUGCUACAUAUGGUGGGGGAAAUAUGUAGCUCCAUUUCUAACAGUGCAGUACAGCCCAUGUUUAUUCCCAGGGGCCAGACACUGGUGAAGACCACUACCUACAGAGCCCACAUGGUGUUCCUCAAUGAAGAAAGUUGCUUUAAACACACAAGAAGCAGCCUGUGAUGCUGCCUGCAACAGGAGAAUCGGCUUAAUUCUGCAUAGCUUAUGCAAACCAAUCAAAUUACUACCCCACAGAACUUAAGGCAUGUUUUAAGUAAAUAUGAAACACUUAAUACAUAUAAACUUGGUAUGUUUAUUAAAAUAAUAUUUCUGUGACAUUGAUAUGCUGGAAAAGGAGUAAGUGGUGCUCAUUUGAUUCACAAAUCCAUAUUUUUGCCUGUGGAAUGAGAAUUCUUCCAAUAAAAGUUGUAAAAAUGCGGUAGGUUUAUGAGCAUCUGAAAGAGAUAGCAAAUCUGUUUCUUAGAAGCUUUACUGCCUGAGCAGUUUCAGUAUGUAAAUCGGGUUUUAUUGAACAGACACAAUCAUUUUCGGUAUUAAGAGAGAGUGAAGAAAUAAUCUGACAUGUUUACAGUUGAUGAAAAAUGCCAAUUUAAAGAAUGAUAUGUGCAGUUGCCAAUUAUUUAGUAUCACAUCAAGUUAUAGCUGACAUGGAUGAAACUGAUUUCCAUUUAGGUCCGUACAAAUAUACUCAAAAUAAAAUGAAGAUAAAAUAGAAAUGAAGUGAAGAUAAAGCUGGAAUUAAAUUCUUCUUUGUUUUGGACUGCUAGAAAUGUGGAAAAAAUGCUGACCUACAGAAACAAAUACUUAACAAAACUGAGAGGUUGUUUUCACUAGUGCAUAUUGUCACCGAAUUGAAGUUUCUCGAUUUCCCCUGGCUGGGGAAAAAAAUACACAGGGGUGCAGUCCCGGGAUAAGGGACUAAUGAUUUAUGACUGAGAUAACAAGAAAUUUCUUCACUUUGAGUUGUGAAUCUUUAGAAUUCUCUACCCAAGAGGAUUGCAGAUGUUCCAUCCAUGAAUAUGCUUAGGCCUGAGAGAGUCCAAUUUUUGAUGUCUGAUGAAUCCAGGGAUAUGGGAAUCAGAAGGAAAAUGGAGUUGAAACUGUGGUUCUGUUAAAUGGAGGGACAAACUUGAGUAGCUCUACUCUUGCUUCUAUCUUUUCUUCUGUAAAAAAAAUUACAAUGUCCCUUUAUUUUCAUGGUUUUAUCUAUUUUUUUUAAUCUUUGUGACUAUGUCAGGUCAAAUAUCUGUCCUUUUUACACUAACCAUAACAGACCUCAAACAAAUUUCAUUAAUUUUUCAAGUCUGGAAAUGUUAAUGCUUAUAACAUCCUAGUGACUACACAACUUCCAUUGUUUUUCUAUCCGUUCUGGGGUUUCCAACGUUCCCUACAGUAUCCUGACAGCAGUGUGGUUAAAACAGGGAAUUUGACUUUCUUCUCUCAGCUGGGAGGAGUAGUGGAGCAGUGAAAAUAAAAGGGCUCCAGUUUCUUCUACAUUCAUGCUGAUUUCUGAUUUUAACACCAUCGGUUAUGAUGGCAAUUGAGGUUCCUCUUGGAUAUGGGCAGGACCCUGGUGCAUAAUUCCAAGCAGGAGAUCAGAGUUGUCAGGACACCCUGUGGCUUUUAAUGGCCCACUGACCUAGUCUAGAGCCAACAUGAGAAGUGUUCUUCAAUGAUCUGUGAUGAUCCACUUUUCUUAAAACACCCACUCCAAUAACAUGAUACACACUGCCAAACAGCCCCCUCUAUCACAAAGUACGUGGACUGGAGAAGCUCCCUGUCCUGCCAUCAAUGGCGUCAGGCCAAGAGAAUUUCACCUGCCUUUUUCCAAUGUAGCUGCUACUUUCCACCCUUAUCAGGGGGCCAACUAACCCUUGGGAGUUAAAAUACUCUCAAUGCACCCGAUAAUUACUGAAGUUAAUCUGGACUGUCAAAAUCCUAUUUAUGUAUUACCUCUUUACUUCUGUAUUCUGUGCCUCUAAAUGUAAAACCAAGGAUUACACUUGACAUUUUUUAUGGCCUUACUUAACUGCACAAAUACCAUUAAUGACUUGUAUAUCUGUACCUCAAAGUCUUUCUACUUA